Molecule: messenger RNA, 2290 nt
Organism: Brassica napus (rape)
Lineage: Eukaryota; Viridiplantae; Streptophyta; Magnoliopsida; Brassicales; Brassicaceae
Product: mitochondrial import inner membrane translocase subunit TIM17-1-like
Exons: 1
Coding region: 276-932 (218 amino acids)
Biological process (GO): protein import into mitochondrial matrix
Cellular component (GO): TIM23 mitochondrial import inner membrane translocase complex; mitochondrial inner membrane
Molecular function (GO): transmembrane protein transporter activity
Source: RefSeq, a predicted model, not a curated record
AAAAAAAAAAAGGACAAAAUCCUACUUCACAUUCUUUCAUCGUAAUUAUUUGACAUUUUUGGGUUUAGUGAUGGGCUUAUUUAAAAGGGGCAUAUUCAACCCUUACAUAUUGUUAAAAAAUCUUGGAGAACACGGAAAUUCAUCUUUCCAUUUUCGCAAUACUUUUCUUUCUUUCCACUUUUAAUUUCGUUUAAAGAAAAAAAUAUAGGGUUUAAUGGUUCUUUGAUUCUACUUUUUCAUACAGUUGUAAACAUCAGAAAAAAAGAGCAAAACCGAUGGGAACUCCGGAUACUACAAGAGAACCAUGUCCCGACCGUAUCUUAGAUGAUAUGGGCGGUGCGUUCGGCAUGGGUAUAACCGGAGGAUCCGUCUAUCACUUCAUCAGAGGAAUCUACAACUCUCCCGCCGGCGCUCGUCUCUCCGGCGGCGCACAGUAUGUACGUAUGAACGCUCCUAAAGUCGGAGGAAGCUUCGCCGUAUGGGGUGGUCUGUUCUCGACCAUGGACUGUGCCAUGGUGUACGCUAGACAGAAGGAAGAUCCAUGGAACUCUAUCAUUGCCGGCGCCGCCACUGGAGGUCUUUUAUCGCUGCGCCAAGGCUUCCGCGCGUCUGGUAGGGCGGCUUUGUUCGGAGGUGCGAUUUUAGCUCUCAUACAAGGAGUCCAGCUGAUCGCUGCAGACAAAGUCGCGAGUGCUGCGCAGCAACAGCAGGUUUUCAUGGGUGAAGCGGCCUCGUUACCACCUGCUCAGGUUUAUGGACAGUCCGUGCCUGUGCCGGAGACUUCAUCUGCUUCGGAGGCAGGGUCGGGAUCUUGGUUUGGAGGUUUGUUUGGGAAAGGGAAGCAGAAGGGGUCUGAGGAUAAGAGUGGGAGCAAAACUCAGGUUCUUGAGAGCUUUGAUGCGCCUCCUGUACCAACUUACGAGUUUAACUAAUCUGUCUUGGACUUUUUUUUUUUUACUAAUAUAUAAGUUUUAGAGCUUAAUAAUUAGUUUCUAUGAUUAUUAUUCUGCAAAAAAGGCUCGGUAAGGUUUUAUAAUCUUUUUAGUUGUUGACUUGGAUUAUUAUAAUGUAUGGUUGUAUGUAAAACUAGAAGUUAUUAUUACAUAUUGUCUGCACUCGUUCUGAAAAAAUGGCUCAGUGUUUUUACUGAAAUUAAGAAAGUAAGGUGAAAGAAAAGUGAGAAGUGAAGAAAUUAUGAAAAAGUAAACAUAUGUCUUAGACGACCGGAUAGAGCUAGUGUGAUCAAAGUAAAUCGACAAUAAUGUUAGUAAGUUAAGAUAGAUAUACUACGACAUCACCGAGAGAUAUAUAAUAGUAUUGGACAAUGUUGAUUUGUAACUAGUUGAGCUUUAAAGGAAGUCAUGGUCUUUGUUGAAAACUGCAGAAAAUUGCAGAUUUUUCUUCAUAUUUCUUUUGUUCUGUUCUUGUUCAAAAAGAAAAGAGAGGAAAGUUUUGUGUAUAUAUCAGUAAGAGAGAGUAACAGAAGUAGAUAGAGAAAUAUGAAGUAGAGAACUGAUUUUUGCUUGCUUACAUUACACAACAUUGGCCAUUACAUAUAUACAGAGAAAACAGAACACUCUUGAUCUUUUCCAUAUAGCCUUAUUUUUGACUUAGCCUUAGCACUCUCCAUAUCUAGCCCAUAUUUUUUAAGUUAUACUUGGACUACUGCAACAAGCAAACUCAAGAGACUUUUACAAAGACUUUAACAAACCAACACAAUAACAGUCUUUCUUUUCAUUCACUAUUUCUCCAAAUACUUCUCAUUAGAUCGAGGACAAGUCACCCAACGUAUCGAGUAAGACAUAUAAUAUUAGAAAACAUAUUUUAUCUAAAUUUUUAGUAAUGUUUAUAUUUCUUUCAUAAUAAUAAUAUUUUAUUAAAAAAAUAGCAUUGUUUUACAAAAUUUUAUUAAUAAAUGUAUUUUUUUUUUGUCAACAUUUUUAUUAAAGGACCAAAGCCCAAACAUUACAAGCAGAUUCAAUCCCUUCAAAUUUUACAUUCAGCCCAGUCGAAGCCCAAUUAUAAACAUGAUAAAGAUUAAGAGAACACGUGUUUUGUGUUAAAUAAAUCCUAAUGCAUGAACGACACGUGUUCUGGAAACUGGAGAUGGCGCCAUCGGUUUCGCCGGAAACCUACCCGAACAGCAACCUUCAGCUACAACCUUCGGCCUGUUGAUCUACUUGACCGCUCCUCCAUUCCUUGUUCGCCGUCGAUUCUACUCGAUUCUUCAUCUUCUCGGUAGAGGUGAAUUACGGUGAGUAGCUUCAGAGAGAUAGAGGCAGGGCCUUGC